CCUGCAUGUUCAAAGUACAAAGUUUGUGUGGUUCUGGUCAUUAGGAGCCAAAGACGAAGUGGGUGCCAUAAUGGAGCGUCUUUCUACAAUAUUCCGCCAUCUAAAUGCUGCAGACCUCGCUCCAGUGACCAGACAAGUUGCGGCUUUGCCCAGUUAUCAGGACAAGCCAGACGAUGUCGUUGUGGUUUCAGCGCUUCGGACUCCAAUCGCCAGAGCUCGGCGUGGACAGCUCAAGGAUACUUAUGUGGAUGACUUGUUAGCUGUUGUCUUUAAAGGGGUACUACAGGAAACAGGACUUAAUCCUUCAGAGAUCCAGGACGUAUGCGUUGGCAAUGUUGGUUAUGGAUCAAUUAUAAUCUCAGCACGCAUCGCAGAGUUUUUCAGUGGGAUUCCUGAGACUGUUCCAGUGUACACUACCAACAGACAAUGUGCCUCAGGCCUUCAGGCUUUCAUGAAUGUGGCAGGUUCCAUCAAAACAGGCCAGAUUAAACUGGGCAUUGCUGCAGGUGUUGAAUCAAUGUCAAGACACACGGCAGGAAAGGGCUUUGAUUUAAACCCAACGAUUCAGGAUUAUCAGAUGGCCCAAGACAGCCUUCUGCCUAUGGGCAUCACUUCAGAGAAUGUGGCAGAAAGGUUCAACGUGAGCAGGCGUCAACAAGAUGAGUUUGCGCUGCUCUCACAACAAAAGGCUGCCAAAGCUGCAGCAGCAGGGCUGUUUGAUGCUGAGAUAUUACAAGUUACAACAACUGUUCAGGAUCCCAAUGGUCAGCAGACAGUUGUCACGGUGAAUAAAGAUGAAGGGAUUCGACCUACAACACUUGAAGGACUGGCUAAGCUUAAGCCUGCUUUUAAAGAAACGGGAAGUUCAACAGCAGGGAAUUCUAGUCAAGUCAGUGAUGGGGCUGCAGCUGUCAUUGUCACUACUCGACAGGAGGCGGCCCGCAGGGGUUGGCCCAUACUUGGCAUCUUGAGGUCCUAUGCGGUGGAAGGGUGUGCUCCAGACAUCAUGGGUAUUGGACCAGCUGUUGCUAUUCCUGUGGCCCUAAAGAAGGCAGGUUUGACUAUCAACGAUAUAGAAAUCUUUGAGAUCAAUGAGGCAUUUGCCAGUCAAGCUGUCUAUUGUGUUCGUGAGCUUGGAAUCCCUCUUGAGCGAGUGAAUCCGAAGGGAGGAGCCAUUGCCUUGGGACAUCCUUUGGGAUGUACUGGUGUUCGCAUGAUUGCCACUCUUCUUCAUGAACUUAAAAGACGAGGGAAAAGGUCACUGGGUGUGGUUUCAAUGUGCAUGGGCACUGGUAUGGGUGCCGCUGCUGUUUUCGAAUACCCCGGAGUUUAAGAGCUCAGCUUAACAUUCCAUAAAACCAUACAAGCUGUGAAAAAGAAACUAUACAAGUUUUAAAAUUACAACUGAGGAGCAAUUUUAAUUUCAGUGUUUCAAUCAGAUACAAACAGGACAAUUUAUACUUUGUAUUAAUCAGGUAACAGAGAUUAAAUCAAAGGAAUAUCAGUUGCUCUUACAUCAGUUCAACUUUGCAAACUAGAUCCUGUGUUAUGUUCUUUUUGCAGGUAAUUGAGCAUACCUUUAUUAAUCCACCGUAAUUAGUCCAUUCAGAUAUGUCUAUGCAUCCAGAAUCAUGUAGUUUUAAAAUUAGACGGUUAGAUGUUAUCAACUUGUACUUAUUUGGAGAAAAUGGUUUGAUAAAUUUAUCCAGCUGUUUCUUGUGUCCAGUAAACCUGUUUAUGUUAAAAAGACUGAUAUACAGUUUAUGCCUCCAUGAAUUAUGGUUACCCACUUGCAAAACAGAUGCCUGUAAUUUGGAGCGUAUUUUCAGCAGGAGAGUCAGAAUAAAUCUUUUGCAACUUCAUUAAUACUCUUGUCCGUUUCGCAGCAUCUAUUCCCUGCUUUGGAGUACACAAAGUUGAUGCAUUUUGUCAGAAAUCUCUGAAGGGAACAACAUCUUUGUGUUCCAUUACCUGCACUGGCUUGUCUCAACUACAAAGUGUGCACAGUUUCUGUAGAGUUUGCUCCAGGAUACCUGUCCGAGAGAUUGACAUCUCGGUUGCUUGCUGGAGUUACUGUGAUCUGCUCAUGCAGUUCUGUUGGUGCCAGAUAAAUCUGAUCACAGUACCUCCCCACCCACUGUAUCUGAAAUGCAUUUCUUCUAGCACUUUGCACAGUGGCUACCUUCAAAGCCUUCCUCAUUCAGAAAGACCUUCAGAAACCAAUGGCUGCUUCCUUUUCUCAGCCUCAUUUUCUUCAUCACCCCCUCCAUGUUUUGCAUUUGAAAAUUAUUGUUAUUGUCCACUCAUAUACUCAAACUAUUUUUUUUUUAAAGUGCUUUGAGCUCAAUGACAUGAGAAGGAAACUUUGUAAAUGCCCUCUUCAUUUUAUUGAAAUGUAAUCCCGCCAACAGCCUUUUUGCUUUUUUUAACAUAAACAGGUUUAAACAUUUCUAAAUACUUUUUUCCAGUUGAUUUGAAAGUUUCAAGCUUAUCAAGAUAAGCUAAAUCAUCACAUAGUAUAAUGCAUAUUACAGUCUUUGACAAAGCAACAGCAUCAAUGGUGCAUGUAUCAUACAUGUACAGCUUAUGCAUUGACGCUACUUGCUAAAUUACACAUGCCAAACUGCAUAUUUUCUAAACCAAAAUGUUUCAGAUAUAUUGUCCAGAUUUUAUCAAAAUUGACUUUUGGUAAAUAAAGUCUAUAAAUGACAAAAA
This is a messenger RNA of Pomacea canaliculata, 2715 nucleotides long. RefSeq names its product 3-ketoacyl-CoA thiolase B, peroxisomal-like. The coding region runs from base 71 to 1333 and encodes 420 amino acids. Gene Ontology annotation, biological process: phenylacetate catabolic process; fatty acid beta-oxidation. The transcript is spliced from 12 exons. NCBI's taxonomy places the organism in Eukaryota, Metazoa, Mollusca, Gastropoda, Architaenioglossa, Ampullariidae. Gene Ontology annotation, molecular function: acetyl-CoA C-acyltransferase activity. The record is from RefSeq and is a predicted model, not a curated record. Gene Ontology annotation, cellular component: peroxisome.